AAAAGAGGAAGAUUUGUUCAUCUUAUUACCAACAUUUGUUGCAUAUAUGCAGUAUAUAUUAGUGUCAUCUGUGAUGCAAUGGAAACUUGUCUUGUUAUUAUGACAUCAAAAUUGAAAUAAUAGAAUUUUGCAACUAAUUACAGCUCUGCAGUCAACAUUAUUAAGUGCAGUCAACAUUAUGAAGUGUAGUCAACAUUAUUAAGCGUGUGCCCUUAACACAAUUUGACGACUGCAUCAUUAACCGCGUUCUGCUGGGGCCGUUCUGCUGAGAUUGACGCGCACAUGUCCGGUCCAUCCAAACAAGCAAGAUGGCAGACGAAAAGGAAAACGAAGGCCUGGUGAACAAUGUGGAUGAUCUCAAAAUGUCUAGGGGAGAAAAGGCAGAAAUUGUUGUGGACUUGGAAAAACUUCAUAACUUGUAUGUUUAUGAUGAAAUGGAGAACAAAAUUCGCUUUUCGGACAUCUACAAACACCAGAAAACAAUUGUUGUUUUCACACGGCAUUUCCUUUGUUUUGUGUGCAAGGAUUAUAUGGAAGAUUUAGGAAUUAUCCCCCUUGAAUACCUUCAGGCUGCUGACACAAGACUUGUUGUCAUUGGACCAGCUCCCUGCAAAUUCAUAAAGCCAUUCAAAAAGGAAACGGGUUUCAAUUACACUCUGUAUACUGACCCAGAGAGGGAAGUUUACAAGGCCCUCAACCUCAAGGAAAAGAUGGAGCAUGGUGAUGAGAAAAAUAAUAAGCAUGUCAAGCAGAGUGCAUUGAUGGGGAUGUUGAGGAGUACAUGGAAGGCUAUGAAAGUCCAGGAAUACGAAGGGAACAUAAAACAGCAAGGAGGAGCUUUUAUAUUGGGACCAGGUGAUGUUGUACACUUUGCUCACAUCGACGGAAAUUCUCUUGAUCACACGCCGAUCAAUGAUCUUCUGGAGAAGGCAGGAGUGGCCCCAGUGAGUUUCCCAAAGGACAAACGAGUGCAGCAUGUAUGAUCUCCAGUUCUCAUCCAUCAAUACAGUGCUGUGAUGUAAUAUAAGAUCUUUGAUAAAAUGAUGUUCAAUGGAAUGGCUGAAUUUUCUACAGUGUACAAACAGUAUGGCACUUUUGUGUUGUCAGACAAUUAUUUAAGAUAGAUUUGGGAUAAUUUCCCCAUCUACCCAAGCACAUCUACCAUUGGAUAUAUAAAAUUUUACAAUAUCAUCUUAAGAUCUUAAGAUAUGUGAAUAUUUUCAUUAACCUUUUCAUCUUUAUAUUGACUUCUGCUUCAGGUCGGUUAAUAUCAGAAUCCUUGGGUUAGUGAUUUUUUAUAUUCACCUCAUCCAUAGAUAAUAGUUGUAAAUAUUAAUUUUCAUCAUACGUGUGAUUUCAUACAGUAUUCUUUCACACUCUAUCUCCUUACACGAUACAGUAACUGUACUCCGACUCCAGGAUCAUGAAACAGUUUAAAACUUCAUUAUUUGCAUAGCAAAUCACAUAUCCUCUCGUGUUCUUACCAGUGAUUGAAUAAAUCAAUUUUUAAAUAUUUAAAUGAUUAUUUCGUCAUCCUGGAACCAAAUCACAGUUUUAGAAGUCCAUACUGUACAUUGACUACAUGUAGCUCAUAUCACAACAUUGUUUCAUGCAUGACAGAGAAAAAAAA
Molecule: messenger RNA, 1630 nt
Organism: Pecten maximus
Lineage: Eukaryota; Metazoa; Mollusca; Bivalvia; Pectinida; Pectinidae
Product: peroxiredoxin-like 2C
Exons: 8
Coding region: 309-983 (224 amino acids)
Source: RefSeq, a predicted model, not a curated record